AAUUUUUUCACUCCUACUCUGGCUUCCGGACGCCAAGACAGACCGCUGCCGCCGAAUUUAAAGAGACAGGCAAUAGUUAUUUUAAAUACGAUAAACGGCAACCAUUGUCCCUUAGCUUAUUUUGUCCGAGCUUGUUUAAUUUCGUAGAUAUGUUUAAUCAAAGUUGCAGCGAGUAGCGGCUUGUCUGUCAUCACCCUGCACUCUGCUGGAUUUCCCGUCCUUUUUUUUUUUUUGCAUCUGAAGCCGAGACUGUCCAGCCAGGCAAAGUAGGGUUUGCUCGCUGGCAGGCUGGCUUCCCGACCGAGAGGAAGGUUUGUCGGCUAACCAACAACUGGAGGUUACACCGAAGCUUCCCUCUCAAGUUGUCGGUUGUGGCUCCCCCAGCCUCCCCCGACGCCGGGAUAUAAUGGCGAAGAUUCAGGCACACAGCACCGCGAAGCAAAUAAACCAAAUCCAAGACAAGCCUUACGUUAUAACACAAAAGCAAGUGCAGCAGCAGCACUUCCAGAAGCUGAAGGUUGAAGAUGCCUUGUCAUAUCUGGAUCAAGUCAAAAUACGUUUCGCGAAUGAUCCCGGCAUAUACAACAAGUUUCUCGACAUCAUGAAAGAGUUCAAGUCACAGAGCAUUGACACACCAGGGGUGAUAAACCGCGUGUCUCAACUCUUCCAUGGACACCCAGACCUCGUCUUGGGCUUCAAUGCCUUCCUACCACCGGGAUAUCGGAUAGAGGUCCCCAAGAAUGGGGUGGCUUUCCUCCAGUCUCCCUUCUCUACACAGGUAUCCCCAGGCCAGCAGGGGAAAGGUGUCACCACCUCUGCAGUGACCGCAACCUCAGGUAGUGUCUCUGCAGCCCAAACUGAAGCCGGGGCUGCCCAGACGACUGAAGUGAAGACGGCCUCAUCAGAGUCCAUAUCUUCCCCGAUCCCAGCAGGACCUCCAGAGCCCCCCAGCAGACUUUCUCUCCCCCUAAUGAGCAGAGAAAGUCAGAAUCAGGCGACCACCUCUUCUGUAUCCCCACCUGCCUCAGAGACCAGCCCUGUAGAGUUUGACAGUGCCAUCAGCUACGUAAACAAGAUCAAGAACCGUUUCCUGGACCAUCCAGAGAUCUACAGAGCCUUCCUAGAGAUUCUGCACACAUACCAGAAGGAGCAGCUGGAGGUUAAAGAGAGUCGAGGAAGCAGAGGCAGCAGUGGGAUGACGGAAGAUGAGGUGUUUUCAAAAGUUGCCAGUCUUUUCAAGGGACAAGAAGACCUGCUGGCCGAAUUUGGACAAUUCUUACCUGAUGCAAAGAGAUCAUUGUUCACAGGGAGCUCACUGACGGGAGGCAAAGAACAGCCGAAGAGGCUGGAGGACGAGGACACGAUAUCCAAACAGAACAAAAAGAGGCCUCGGCCCAUUCUCCUGCAGCACAUGUCCCCACUGCUAAAGAAGAAAAUGAAGUAUUCCUGUACCAAAGAUCAGUCCUUUGCUUCAGUUGGCAAACACGGAGUCUUAAGAGAAUUCUCCUUCUUUGAUAAGGUCCGUCGCCUGUUUAAAAGCCAGGAAGUGUACGAGAACUUCCUGCGCUGCAUCGCCUUGUUCAACCAGGAAGUAGUUUCAGGAGCAGAGCUGCUACAGCUUGUCACUCCUUUCCUGGGGAAGUUUCCUGAACUGUACACACAGUUUAAGUCGUUUCUGGGAGACAAAGAGCUCUCUCAUGUUGUGUCAGGGCUGUCGGAUCGCUACAUGGAGGGGGGAGGGGGCCGGGAGGUGGAUUAUGCCUCCUGCAAGCGCCUCGGGUCCAGCUACAGAGCUUUGCCCAAGACCUAUCAGCAGCCGAAAUGCAGCGGACGCACUGCCCUAUGCAAGGAGGUGUUGAAUGAUACCUGGGUGUCAUUCCCCUCUUGGUCAGAAGAUUCUACUUUUGUCAGCUCGAAGAAGACUCCUUACGAGGAACAGCUUCACCGCUGUGAGGAUGAAAGAUUUGAGUUGGAUGUAGUUCUGGAGACAAACCUGGCCACCAUCAGGGUGCUGGAGAGUGUCCAGAAGAAGCUCUCUCGUCUUUCUCCGGAGGACCAGGACAGAUUCAGACUAGAUGACUGCCUGGGCGGCACUUCUGAGGUCAUCCAGCGCCGCGCUGUGUAUCGUAUCUAUGGUGACAAAGCACCGGAGAUCAUUGAAGGACUGAAGAGGAGUCCUGCCACCGCUGUGCCUGUUGUGCUCAAGAGGUUGAAAGCCAAGGAGGAGGAGUGGAGAGAGGCCCAGCAGGGUUUCAAUAAGAUAUGGAGGGAGCAGUACGAGAAGGCGUACCUGAAGUCCCUCGACCACCAAGGAGUCAACUUCAAACAGAAUGACAUGAAGGCCCUCCGCUCCAAGAGUCUGCUCAAUGAGAUCGAGAGCGUCUACGAUGAGCGACAAGAGCAGAGUACUGAAGAAGGCGGAGUCGGACAGCAGAGCCGUAAUGGCUCUGGUGCAGCAGCGUCGAGUGAGCCUCACAUGGUGUUUACGUAUGAAGACAAACAGAUCCUGGAGGACGCCGCCUCGCUCAUCAUCUACCACGUCAAACGUCAGCCCACCAUCCACAAAGACGACAAGGACCACAUCAAGCGCAUCAUCCAGCACUUUGUCCCUGACCUGUUCUUCUCCCGCCGCGGUGACCUCAGUGAUACUGAAGACUGGACUGAUGAGGAGGCUGAUCCUGAGGAGAGUGCAGAGAGAGGAGGCAGUGGAGAGAGAGGAGUAGGAGGUGGGAAUGGAGGAUCAGCAGCACUGGCAGUAGUAGGAGGAGGAAAUAGUACUUCAAAUAGUGCACCAGGAGCAACAACAGCAGCAGCAGCAGCAGCAGCCACAGGUAGUCAGUCUCAACUCCAGCCUGUCUCGUCACAGUCCCAGAUCCUGUCACAACCCCUGCAGCAGCUCAACGGGGAGCCAAGACGAAGGCGCUGCAGCCCUUCACAAACUGCAGAACCAGAGGCCUCCACCACUUCUAGUAGCAUGAACCUGCCUGCAGGCACCGCCACAUCCACCCCUGGAUCCACACCUAUGGAGCCAAGUUCAGGCGUAACAGGGGAGAAGGUUGAUCUGCGUGACCCUGAAGCAGAGCACCAAAAGGAGCUGGACGGCGUGUACAACCUCUUCUUCGUCAACAACAACUGGUAUUUCUUCCUGCGGCUGCACCAGACGCUGUGUACGCGGCUGCUGCGGGUUUACCGACAGGCUGAGCGGCAGCUGCUGGAGCACCGAGCGGAGCAGAGCCGGGAGAGGCUGCUGAUGGCUGAGGGGAGGAGAGAAAAGGCAUGCGACCUGGCCAUGGAGCUCCGCCUCAAACAGCCAAGUGAGGUGGAGUUGGAGGAGUACUACCCAGCUUUCCUGGAUAUGGUGCGCAGCCUGCUGGAUGGAAACCUGGACUCCACACAGUAUGAAGACACACUGAGAGAGAUGUUCACCAUCCACGCCUACAUCGGCUUCACCAUCGACAAAGUCAUACACAACAUCAUUCGACAGCUGCAGCACCUGGUGAGCGACGAGGUGUGUCUGCAGGUGGUGGAUCUUUACCUGGCAGAGAGGAAGAGAGGGGCAGCGGGGGGAAACCUGUCCUCACAGUGUGUCAGAGCAGCCUGGGAAACGAGCUACCAGUGGAAAGCUGAGAGAGUCAUGGCCGAGGAGAACUGCUUCAAGGUGAUGUUCCUCCAAAACAAGGGUCAUGUGACGAUGACCAUCGAACUGCUAGACACUGAGGAAGCUCAAGCUGAUGACCCGUUAGACGUACAGUGCCUGUCGAGCUACAUGGAGCAGUUUGUGGGAACAGAGUCAAGUCUGUGUUCUCAAGUUGAGGGCUACUUCUUCAAGCCUGUAUUUCUGCCCAGAAACCUGCGGCGUUUCCGUCGCUGGCAGGUGCGACAGGUGGAAGCGAUGCGCUGCAGGAGAGAGUGGCACCGCCAGCUGGGCGUGGAGAACGCCGGGAGUCUGGACUGUCGAUUCAAACUCAACACCCACAAGAUGGUGUUUGUGAUGAACUCUGAGGAUUACAUGUACCGCAGAGGAGCGCUGGUCAAGGCCAGGAAGUCGCAGCACAGAGUGGCAGCCGGCCAGCAUGAACGCUUCGACAAGUGGCACCAGGGCUGGCUGGCCGAUCACGUCACAGCGUCGUCUGAACGUUCGGUGCAGAACUGGCUCAUGGGAGAGGAGGAGGAGGACAUGAUCCCCUGCAAGACUACCUGCCUGUCGACUGAGGUGAAAGGGCAGACGGUGAACAGAUACCAGGUUCAUUACAGCGGUAGCAAAGCCCCAGCCUCACCGUAGAGGCCUGCCAAGAGAUGGACACACAGCACACUCUCACACACACACAAUGACAUACACACAGGUAAAUGCAUGGACGUACGGGACACUCAUACACUAAACACAGACAUAAACAGCUGCAGUCCCACUCCUCCACCUUCUUCAACAACGUGUUCACUCAUUCACGUUCACUCACGAGUGGAGAAAACUGGAGUGAGUCGGUGGAUGUGUGCACAGCGAGUGAUGAUGUGGAGGAAAAGGACCAACACAGACAGUGAAGUAAUCAGUGACAGUGAACUCGGACCUGAAUGAUGGGACGGGUCGGACACGACGGCACAAACGUCAGCAGCAGCAUCAUCAUCAUCAUUCUAGCUUCUCUGGUGGCACUAAGCGAUGAUCAGACUGAUGGACACAGACCAUUGAUCAGGUGAGAAGUUCUGUGAUCAUGGACUUUGUUUCAGAAAUGUGAAUGUCUGUUUUUUUUUUUUUUAUUAUUAUUAUUAUUUUUUUUAAAGUCAAGUGUAGUUUUUAGCUUCUAAAGCCGGAGAGCCUUCUGUUUGUUGGUUGGUUGGUUGGUUAAUGCGUGUUUAUAUGGAGAGAUUAUGGUAAACGUGUGUAUGUAUGUGUAUCCUGCUCCUCAUUUUGUCUGUUUGUAUGCCCAGUGCAGGCUCGACAACUCUAGUAAUGACAUUAUUACUGUACGUGCAUAUAUACAACAGGGAUCCUGCUUUUUUAUAUAUGCAUCUACACGAGUUGAAUGAAGCAUCUUAAGAUCAUGUGGUUCUUUACAGUGUUUGCUGUCUGCCAACUCUUGAUGUUUGCAUUUUGUUUUUUUGUAUUUUUCCCUUUUUUGUGUUGUAGCUAAACAAGAUAUCACCAGGGCAACAUGGAGUCCUUAAAGUUAAUUGGUUUAUUAUGGAUGAAGCAGUCAAAUUAUGUAUCAUGUUCAUGAUACUAAAUGUUUACUUUGUGUUGUCUUUCUUUUGCAUACUGACAUUGAAAUAAAGCAAAAUAUCAGUGUUAAAAUAGAAUGUAUAACAUUUAUCCUGUAUCAGUUAUCACAAAAUAAACAACCUAGUUGUGACCUUCUUAGAUGUUGACUGGCAGGUUGUUGGUUUGUUUGCUUCAGAGACGUUUCAAAAUGAACUGGUAACCAUAGACAUAGAAAGAGUAGACGCUGCAUCGACCGCUACUACCUAUUGGCGCUAACGAGCCGUGGGGCCGCCGGUCCGGUCACCCGCUCCACUCAGUGUAAUCUGUUUGGCAGGUGCAAUUAAGUGUCAGCGCAUUUAAUCAAUCAUAACUUGCUAAAUACUAAACUGAUUUUCAUGCAGGUUUUUGUUCUGCAAACGUCAUACAUGUAGGAACGAUACAGGACUCAUGGUUCGGCGUAUUUAAAUAUUCAUAGUGGGCUUAACAGUAAUAGAAUAUUCUGAUAUGUGAUAUAUGUGAUGUAUGAAAGGUAUUUUGCCGCACAGUGCUCUGGCAUCUUGAAGUCUCUGCUGCUUCAGCUUACGUUUACAGGUAGGAUCAUGGGAAGGAUGACCAGACCAAGAUGGCGGCUGUAUUUCUUGCGCCCCAGCAGCCAAUACGGCGUCUACUCUUUAUAUCUCUAUGCUGGUUACAGCUUUCUGUACUAACAGAGCUGGUAGGAGGAGUCUGGAGGUAGAAUGUUUAAGCUCCUGUGAGUGACUUUGGGAUAUGUUGAUUUUGGUGACAUCUGUGGACAAAGCAGGUUGAUUUCUCUGGUCCUGCCCUGUACCUAUGUAGGCCGUUUCUGCCAACAAAAAAAAUUCUGCCGUCUUAUUCUAAAUGUCUAACAUGCAUCUGAAAUUGAACAUUGGUAACAUUUUUAAAAGCCUGUUUCAGCAACAAGCUGUUGAUCACAUACCAUGCUGCUGGGGGGACAGGUAUUUAAAAAUGAGUGACAGUGAUGAGACAUGAUAGUUAUUUGUGCUUACUUACUGGCUCUGAUGCACAUUAAAAAUCUGAUAUAACAUUAACCGCAAGCUAAUGGUGCGUCACAUAUAAUUUGAUCCGGUUUGAACAUCACUUUUGUUUCCUUGUGUCUUGGUGAAGAAGGCUGUAACAACUUGGAUUCCACUGAGGUCCAGAUAUCAGAAGCCAUCUUUGUACACUUUGUCACCACCUUUGCAUGCUUUUGAUUCUAGUAACUGAGUGAUCAGCAGCAGCACAGCGUUUCUCUCUCCCUCUCUAUCUCACCUGCGGGGGGGAGUUAGAGUUGCCAUGUUUUACAACUUUCUUGCGACCGCCCAGUUAACCAAAAUCAAGAUUCAUGUUAAGAGGACAAAAAUGUAUCUCUUCCUUUGAUUGAACAUUGAUUUCUGUCUCGUAAGCGCCAAACAAAAUGAGUAAUUCCAGUGGUGUCAUACGAAACUGCGGAGGCCUAUUGUGUGCAGCUAUAGAAAUUCUAGUCUUGAAAUAUUGCUCAAACUGAGGUUUGUAAAUGUAUUAAAAUGAUGUGAACAGGUCAUAUGCACAAUUAAAGUGCAUUUGACAU
Messenger RNA from Notolabrus celidotus (New Zealand spotty), 6779 nucleotides. RefSeq names its product SIN3 transcription regulator family member B (gene sin3b). NCBI's taxonomy places the organism in Eukaryota, Metazoa, Chordata, Actinopteri, Labriformes, Labridae. Gene Ontology annotation, cellular component: chromatin. The record is from RefSeq and is a predicted model, not a curated record. Gene Ontology annotation, biological process: negative regulation of transcription by RNA polymerase II. The transcript is spliced from 19 exons. Gene Ontology annotation, molecular function: transcription corepressor activity. Bases 407 to 4282 code for a protein of 1291 amino acids.